This is a messenger RNA of Blepharisma stoltei, 339 nucleotides long. The record is from the annotation of a GenBank genome assembly. Lineage: Eukaryota; Ciliophora; Heterotrichea; Heterotrichida; Blepharismidae.
AUGCUUGAUCUUCGAGCAUCUCUCAAAGUCCCUAUAUGAACCUCCAAUAAUUAUUGUAGCUGAGCAGGGGUCUACUGUAACAGCAGUAAUGAAGUCUAUGCAAUUUGUUUAACAAGUCUCCCAUUUACAGGCGAUCUUGUUGAAGGAAUAUUUAGCAGGCUUCCAAAACUUUUGAUUUUGGCUAUCGUGAUUGAUGAUAAUUCCCAAACUCAAGCUUUAACUUUUUCCAGCGAUCUUUGCACAUUGAAUUCUUUGAAUCAGCUGGAGCUUCAGAAAUUAAAUAUAAAUACAGCGUUUCCUUCACAAAUUCUCAUCUGCGAAUUUGCCUGAUUUCUCUAA